Erigeron canadensis is the source of this 1764-nucleotide messenger RNA. RefSeq names its product probable flavin-containing monooxygenase 1. The record is from RefSeq and is a predicted model, not a curated record. Gene Ontology annotation, molecular function: NADP binding; N,N-dimethylaniline monooxygenase activity; flavin adenine dinucleotide binding. Bases 25 to 1563 code for a protein of 512 amino acids. NCBI's taxonomy places the organism in Eukaryota, Viridiplantae, Streptophyta, Magnoliopsida, Asterales, Asteraceae. The transcript has 5 exons.
AUUAAGAAAUAUAAUACAUUAGUAAUGGAAAGAAAACAAGUGGCGAUCGUGGGUGCCGGAAUCAGUGGCCUGCUUGCUUGUAAAUAUUGUCUUUCCAAAGGAUUCAAUCCCAUUGUUUUCGAUUUAGAAUCCGAGAUUGGUGGUGUUUGGUCUAAAACCAUCAAAACCACAAGGCUUCAAGCACCCAAAGGUUUGUACCAGUUUUCUGACUUCCCAUGGCCCGAUUCUGUCACGGACCACUUCCCUACCCAACAACAAAUGCUAGAUUACUUUCGGUCUUAUGCCAACCACUUCCAUCUCAUGCCACAUAUUAAACUGAAUUCACGGGUUACGGGAAUCAGCUAUGACGGGCCAACGUCCGAGACAUGGUCGUUAUGGAAUGGCAUUGCCGAAACAUGCCCUCCUAAAGGGAAAUGGAAUGUUACCGUGGAGGAUACUCGAACCACCCUAACCCGGGUUUACAAUGUGGACUUUGUGAUUCUGUGUUUGGGAAGAUUCAAAGACGCACCAAACAUGCCAGAAUUCCCUGCUGGAAAAGGUCCAGAAGUUUUCCAAGGCAAAGCGAUACACUCCAUGAAAUACGCAACCAUGGAUCACGACGAAGCUGCAGAAUUCGUCAAAGGGAAGAAGGUCGUUGUGGUGGGGUUUGGAAAAACAGGUCUUGAUAUUUCUAGGGAGUGCGCGUCGGUCAAUGGCCCGGAACUUCCUACGACAAUAUUGUAUAGGCGUGAUCACUGGAAGCUACCGGACUGGGCUCCAUGGGGAUACCCCAUGACGUAUUUCUAUUUUAACCGCUUCUCUCAGCUUUUGGUUCAUAAGCCCGGUGAAGGUUUUCUGCUCAGUCUCCUUGCCACGUUACUUUCACCUUUACGUUGGGGAGUCUCGAAGCUUGUUGAAAGCUAUGUGAAAAAGAAGCUUCCUCUUGCUAAGUAUGACAUGGUGCCACAACAUAGUCUCUCAAAAGACAUGCGCUCGUGUUUGAUCCUGUAUAUGCCGGAUCCAGACAACUUUUUUGAUACUGUUGAAAAAGGAAGCAUCAAGUUGAGGAAAUCUCAGAGUUAUAGUUUUUAUGAAAAAGGGAUUUUGACCGAUGAGACAACACAGAUAGAAGCAGAUAUUGUUAUUUUUGCUACCGGAUUCAGAGGUGAAGAAAAGCUCAAAAAUGUUUUUGAAUCGUCAAAAUUUGGUCAAUUCAUUGCGGGCUCACCACGAGUCCCUCUUUACCGGGAAUGCAUUCAUCCAGAAAUACCACAGCUUGCGGUUAUUGGGUUUUCUGAAAGUCUUUCAAAUCUUUACAUAUCGGAAAUGAGGGCUAAAUGGGUAGCAGCCCUUCUCGAAGGAGCGUUCAAGUUACCAAGUGUUGACGAGAUGGAAAGAGAUAUCGAGAGAUGGGAUGAGUAUAUGAAACAAUCAAGUGAAGAAUAUCAUUACCGCUCAUCAGUUGGCACUUUAGAGAUUUGGUACAAUGACCAGUUGUGCAAAGAUAUGGGCAUGAAACCUAUGAGGAAAAGUGGAAUGUUGGCUAACCUUUUCGAACCUCAUGGUCCCAUGGACUAUGCCUAAAAUUGAACCCGGUUGAAAGACAUUUCAUCUUCAAUCUCUUAACCAGUAGGCUUCAUUUAGAGGCUAUACAUUACUAAGGUUUAUGGAUUCAUUAUUUCAAGCUAGGGUCGGCUUGUUGCCGGCUUACCUUCCAUUUCUAUGUAAAAUUUCCAUCUCACUUUAAUUGUCCAAAUUUGAAUUGUCAUGUCUCUUGUCUUGUAU